AUGUCAGGGAACGCGAUGAGUCCGGUUGGAAAAUUCACUUGAGAAUAUAAAGAAGUCUUACAGACAAUACAGAGACUCUAAUCUAAAUUAACUUUGAAAAUAUAUACAUUCCUUCCAAGUUUCGAAGAGUAUUUGGAUAAAUAAAGAGCCUAUUUCUCGCUUUUCUCCGACAUCUUGAGGGAGGUCGUGAGUGUAAGGUUUUCCAUUGAAGAGCGUGUUCUUGAUACUUUCUUUAGCUCUUUGAAAUUACCAAAACAUCCCAAGAGGCGUUCGCCUUAGCCUUCAGCUUAGGCUAUUAUUUCGUGCUUUCCCGUUCUAGAAAGAACGUUCUCCGGUGAGCACUCAAGUAAGACUUCAAAAAAAAAAAGAGAGCGCGAUUUGCAAAAAAAAAUCCGCCCCCUUUUUGCGGCAUGGAAAAAUUGUUUUGUUCAUUUCAAACGAAAAUAUCACGCUUCUUCUUUUAAAAUUUCUAUUAUGCAUUCUUUGAAGAUCCUUUAUGUUCAAAAAAUUCUGAACAAAAGGUUUCCUUUGUGCAAGCUUCCUCAGGUCUACAGAUCUUAUGCCAUUAAAUCUGGAGAACUUUUACCUUUGAAUUCAAGCACAUUUUCACCCACCGCGUGUUUACUUGCCACCAACAGAGUUAUUAUAACCGGUAAGCAAUGAUAAUAAUAAUACAUUCAAGUUCUCCUAGAAUGUCGGUAUGUCAGGACCUUCAAUAACGAUGAGGCCUCCCUCGAGGGAAAAAGAACUGGAGACGCCUCAACAUCUGCCGAGAGGGAAGAGACCAAGCAGGAGCAAAGCGAAGGAGCUCCAAAACCUGAUUUCAAACCGGAUCCAGCAACCGGUAUGUUUUACGUGUCAAAAUUUCGUCUGUUUUACUGAAUUCGUUAAAUUGUUUUCUAAAAUUCUUUGAAUUUUCUGUUCUUUGCAGUUAUAAUUCGUUUUCUCAGUUCGACGACUGAGGAUUUACGUUUUCGUCGUUGCUUCACUGUCCUUCGUUACAUCGUUCCUGAUCUUAUCCCAAAUGUUCACGGGGGAUCGUGCGCUUUCAGAGGGAAUUACGGAUGAAAAAUUUCCAAAAAGUUAGAUUAACCGUCAAAAUCCUUAUUUUUAUUAUUUUUAAGGACUGGAAUCGAUUUCCAAGAGUUCUCUCAAAAAGUAUUUGAAAAAAAUGGAGAAGUGCAGAAGAUUCUAUUCGUUCCCUCCCACACCCGUGCUAUUGCCUUCUUGCACCCUGGAGCCGUCGUUGACGGUCAUAAGGUUAUGCCACUUCCUUGUAAUCGACGAAAAUGUUCACAUUCUCAAAACGUGACAUGCGUUGAGGUUCCUAGUGAAAAAUAUUUGAGCAAAUUAAUGAAAAAUCUCUGUCAAAAAUCUGUUGAUUCUAAACUUUCAGGUUAAAGACAACUUGUUGGUGAUAAAUUAUCCGCACAACGCCCAACAGUUCUGGGCGGACAUCCGAAAAGAAGAAGCCGAAUUAGGUAUUUCUUUGGCUCAAGGAGUUCCUAUCAACCUCUACCAGGGAAUGACCACCUUCCGGUCAGAUAUUUCUUAUCUUCUCUACAACGUUCCACUGUUACAGGAUGAUCGAGUUGGUCGUCGGAGUGCUGAUUCUCGCCUUUUUGGGAACGCAGUACGGCCGUUUGCUGAGAAAGCGUUUGCUCGAGAACAAGGCCAACAAGAAACAAUGA
This is a messenger RNA of Caenorhabditis auriculariae, 1691 nucleotides long. The record is from the annotation of a GenBank genome assembly. Lineage: Eukaryota; Metazoa; Nematoda; Chromadorea; Rhabditida; Rhabditidae.